AUGAAUCUAUACGAUUUACCUCAAUAUCUUCAUAUUUUUAAUAACUGUGCUUCAUCUCUUGCGGUGUUUUUCAAUAGUGUUUUGAUCUAUUUGAUCUUGACAAAGUCUCCGAAACAGUUGGGAGUCUAUAAAUAUUUGAUGGUUUUCAUUUCAGUAUUUGAAAUAUUUUAUUCAAUAUUAGAAGUUUCUCUAGUUCCGAUCCAUUAUUCAUAUCGUUCCAGUGUUGCUGUCCUUAUUUCCACUUCAGAUAAACUUUUCAGUCGAAAGUUUCUUCUUAUUCUCAAUUCAUUCUAUUGGGGUUUCUUUGGUUCAUCCCUCGCCAUUUUCGGUGUUCAUUUCAUUUAUAGAUAUCUGGUUAUCAGCGGAAAUCCAUUACUAAGAACAUUCCAAUCUUGGAAAUUCAUACUUUGGCUUCUGAUUCCAGUUGUAAUUGGUUUCAUUUGGGCACUCACUGGAAUUUAUUUAUGUGGACCAACAGAAGAAUUCACCGAAUAUAUGAGGAACCAUGUAAAAGAAGUAUUCAACAAUCCUAUCGAAGAAUACGAAUAUCUCGGAGCAUUCAUGUAUGAAAGAAGUAAAAAAGACGACAGUUUACUCAUUUACUGGGGACCAAUAGCUGGAAUGAUCAUUAUGUCAAUUACUGUGAUGGUAUCAUUUAUAGUGAUUAUAGUAUCUGGAAUCAAAUGUUACCUUCGUAUCAAACGACUCAUGAGAAAUGCUUCAACGACGUCAUCUCGAUCACAGGCUCUUCAAGCUCAAUUAUUCAACGCAUUGGUUGUCCAGACUAUGAUACCAAUGCUCCUAUUACAUACUCCUGUAUCCUUGAAAUUCGGAUUCGCCAUAUUCGAUGCAGGCCUUGGAUCGUAUUGCUUCAUAAUGUCUAUGACAAUUGCAUUGUAUCCAGCAAUUGAUCCUCUUCCGAACUUCUUCAUUAUCAGUCCUUAUCGGAAAGCAGCCUACGGUUGCUUCAAAAAGCGUUUACUUAAAACUAUAUUAGUGGGAAAACGCAAAGCAAACGAGAUGGAGCAAAUCGAAUCGACUCCGGCUACUGUAGCAUAA
Molecule: messenger RNA, 1059 nt
Organism: Caenorhabditis remanei
Lineage: Eukaryota; Metazoa; Nematoda; Chromadorea; Rhabditida; Rhabditidae
Exons: 4
Coding region: 1-1059 (352 amino acids)
Biological process (GO): olfactory behavior; G protein-coupled receptor signaling pathway
Molecular function (GO): G protein-coupled olfactory receptor activity
Source: RefSeq, a predicted model, not a curated record